CUUGCAUAUGCUUAAUAUUUUCCAGAUCGAGUAUUUGGCCCUACAACUACAACACGGCAUGUGUAUGAUGUUGCUUCACAGCAUGUUGUCAGUGGUGCUAUGGGAGGAGUCAAUGGUACAAUCUUUGCAUAUGGAGUUACAAGCAGUGGGAAGACCCACACCAUGCAUGGUGAUCAGAGGUCUCCAGGCAUUAUACCAUUAGCUGUAAAAGAUGCUUUCAGCAUCAUUCAAGAGACUCCAAGUCGAGAGUUUCUUCUCCGUGUCUCAUAUUUGGAAAUCUACAAUGAGGUUGUUAAUGAUUUGUUAAAUCCAGCUGGACAGAAUUUAAGAAUUCGAGAGGACUCUCAGGGAACCUUUGUCGAAGGAAUAAAGGACGAAGUUGUAUUGUCCCCAGCUCAUGCCCUCUCCCUGAUUGCAGCAGGAGAAGAGCACAGGCAUGUUGGUUCAACAAACUUCAACUUACUCAGCAGCAGGAGUCAUACAAUAUUCACGCUGACAAUAGAGAGUAGCCCUUAUGGUGAAAAUUGUGAAGGCGAGGCUGUUACCUUGUCCCAGCUGAACCUCAUUGACUUGGCAGGUUCUGAGAGCUCAAAGGCCGAAACAACAGGUGUGCGCCGGAAAGAGGGAUCCUAUAUCAAUAAAAGCUUGCUAACUCUUGGAACUGUCAUUUCAAAAUUAACAGAUGGGAGAUCUGCACACGUACCAUAUAGGGACUCUAAAUUGACAAGGCUUCUUCAAUCUUCACUAAGUGGUCAAGGACGCGUAUCUCUAAUCUGCACUGUUACCCCCUCUUCAAGCAAUUCAGAAGAAACACACAACACAUUGAAGUUUGCACACCGUGCAAAGCAUAUUGAAAUUCAAGCAUCACAAAAUAAGAUAAUCGAUGAGAAGUCACUUAUCAAAAAAUACCAAACUGAAAUUCGUUGUUUGAAGGAAGAACUAGAAAAACUGAGAAGAGGCAUAGUCACAGUUCCACAAGCAAAAGAUACCGGAGGAGAUGAUAUUUUGCUCCUAAAACAGAAGCUAGAAGAUGGUCAAGUCAGAUUGCAAUCUAGAUUGGAACAAGAGGAAGAAGCUAAAGCCGCUUUAAUGGGCAGAAUACAGCGGCUUACAAAAUUGAUUCUUGUAUCAACAAAAGCUUCACCAUCAUCAAGAAUUCCUCACCGCCCAGGACCAAGGAGAAGGCAUUCCUUCGGAGAAGAAGAGCUCGCUUAUCUUCCACAUCGAAGGCGAGAUCUGAUCUUGGAUGAUGAAAACGACUUGAAUGAUUCUCUUGAUGGCAGUGCUGAAAAUACUGAUGACACAUUAAAAGAAGAGAAACGUCCCAAGAAGAAUGGAUUGCUCAAGUGGUUGAAGUUAAGGAAACGAGAUAGUGGUACUGGGACCUUUGCAAGCUCCAGUGACAAAUCAAGCGGAAUGAAGUCAACAAGUAUACCUUCAACGCCUCAAGCUGAAAGUAUUAAUAUUCAUAUGGAAGCAAGACAUCAACAUUCUUUACUCAUAGAAACUGCUCCUUCUGAUGUCCAUUUAUCUGAUGCCAGAGAGAAUGAAGACGUCCUCCCUGAUGAUGACUUUUUGGGACAAGAGUCUCCACUGACCAGCAUGAAGACUAUGGAUCAAAUUGACCUUCUGAGAGAACAACAAAAGAUCUUGUCUGGUGAAGUGGCGCUUCACACGAGUGCUCUAAAACGUUUAUCCGAGGAGGCUGCACAAAAUCCUAGGAAAGAGCAUCCCCAGGCGGAGAUGAGCAAAUUGAAUGAAGAAAUCCGCAGAAAGAAUGAACAAAUAGCUUCACUGGGCAAGCAAAUUGGAGAUUGCAUUGUUUCUACUCAUGAUAAAAAGGACAACUUCCAAGAAUCACAAUCUGUGUCUGAACUGAUGGAACAGUUAAAUGAGAAAUCAUUUGAACUUGAGGUCAAAGCUGCAGAUAAUCGAAUAAUCCAAGAGCAACUUAACCAAAAGAUCAUGGAAUGUAAGGAGUAUCAGGAAACAAUUACCACCUUGAGACAACAGCUCUCUGAUACUUUAGAGCCGAAAAACUGCAGCCCAUUGAGUAGUCAUUCACAACGCUUUUUGGAAACCAAAGGUUUGCAGGUAGAACUUCAUACGGGCAAAAAAAAUGCUGUCCUGAAAGAUGGAAAUGGAACAUUGCUUCUACAAGCUCAGGCGAAUGAAAUUGAAGAACUAAAAAGGAGAAUCACUUUAUUAACUGAAUCGAAAGAGGAAUUAGAGCUACGCAACAAUAAACUGGCAGAGGAGAGUUCAUAUGCGAAGGGAUUAGCAUCUGCUGCUGCUGUUGAGUUAAAGGCUCUGUCUGAGGAAGUUGCAAAACUGAUGAAACACAAUGAAAAAUUAGCUGGUGAGCUGGAAGUGCAAAAAAAUUCUCCGACACAGCGCCGUAACACUAUUUCCAACAGGAAUGGCAGGAGAGAUAGUCAUGUGAAACGACAUGAGCAAAGUCUGUUGGCCUCAGAUAUGAAGAGAGAAAUGGCCCUGAGCCGUGAAAAAGAGCUUUCAUACGAAGCUGCUCUAGCUGAAAAGGAUCAAAGAGAAGCUGAUUUACAUAGGAAAGUUGAAGAAUCUAAACAAAGAGAAGCCUACCUAGAGAAUGAACUCGCAAACAUGUGGGUUCUCGUGGCAAAGCUAAAAAAGUCUCAAGGAGUUGAAAACGACUAAUCAAAAAGAGAAGCAUAGGAUAUCUGAUGACUUUCAGAUAUGAAAUAUUCAGAUGCCAAUGUAAAGAUUUUAGUAGAUAGUAAUUGUAAGUACAGACUGAAGACACAAAUUUUUCCUUGCUAGCUGGGGGGAUUGGGUUAUGCAUUGUAAAGUUGAACCCUUCGUUUUGUUUUUUGCUUUUCGACCCUAAUUCCAAAUUUGUUCUGUUUCAGCUCA
Molecule: messenger RNA, 2892 nt
Organism: Olea europaea var. sylvestris
Lineage: Eukaryota; Viridiplantae; Streptophyta; Magnoliopsida; Lamiales; Oleaceae
Product: kinesin-like protein KIN-7K, chloroplastic
Exons: 21
Coding region: 100-2676 (858 amino acids)
Biological process (GO): microtubule-based movement
Molecular function (GO): microtubule binding; microtubule motor activity; ATP binding
Source: RefSeq, a predicted model, not a curated record